Molecule: messenger RNA, 4445 nt
Organism: Schistocerca nitens (vagrant locust)
Lineage: Eukaryota; Metazoa; Arthropoda; Insecta; Orthoptera; Acrididae
Exons: 15
Coding region: 162-4445 (1427 amino acids)
Molecular function (GO): protein binding; kinase activity
Source: RefSeq, a predicted model, not a curated record
CCGACAGCGCCGUGGGAACACCCUGCCUGCCUGCCUGCCUGUGUGUGCGCGCCGACCGCCGCGGCUCUCCACAGCGUCGCUAGGGGACAGCGCCACUGCCACCUAAGUCACCACGUGCGUGUCCCAGAGGCAUGUAGAUCGCUGAGCGGCAGACCGGCGAGAUGGCAGCGACGGUGGCGGCACCGGCGGAGGUGAAGCGCGAGGUGCGCCAGCAGCGCGCCAAGAUGUCGCUGCGCCGCAAGAGGGCGCUGGCGCCGCUCCAGCAGCAGCAGGUCAACGGCCUCUACGUGCACUCCAGCCCGCCCAGAGUGGUGCAGAUGAACCCGAGCACGAUUCGGCAGUGGCUGCGCGGUGGCGACCUGGAACGGCUGGAACAGGUGGUGCUGGAGGGCCACGGCCACCGUCUGGUGGGGGAGUACAGCCCGGAGCCCAGGGUGCGCGCCUUUCUCAAGACCGUGCCGGACUACAUGGCGCGGAUCGAGCUGGUGCACGACGCAGCGUCGCGCGGGGACCUGGAGGAGCUGCAGUCGCAGCUGCAGGAGGCGGGCGGCUUCCGGCGGCUGGCGCAGAGCAAGGACGCGGCGGGCCUGGGGCUGGCGCACAAGGCCGUGCUCGCCGACGACGAGCGCAUGCUGCGAUGGUUGCUAGACGCGCAUCCCGCCGCCGCCGGCGUCAAGGACCGCGAGGGCCGCACGGCGCUGCACUACUGCUCGGGCUGCGCGGACCCGCGCGGGAUGUGGUCGCUGCUGGAGGCGGCGGGGGCGGACGUGGGCGCCGUCGACUCUGCAGGCCACACGGCCGCCUUCUAUAUGCAGCACCCCGAGCAGGCGCCCGCCAGGCCCAGCCACAGCGCCGCCAACGACGCCUCGCAGGCGCGCAAGCUCACCACCGGCAAGGAAGGUUUCGUGGUGACGCGGGCCAAUAUCCGCAUCUGGAUCCACGACCGCGACAUGGGCCGCCUGCAGCAGAUGCUGUGGGAGGGCCACGGCGACAAGCUGCGGGUCGAGACCAGCAACAACCCGCGCGUGCGCCGCCUGCUCGUCAGCGUGCCCUACAUCAUGGGUACCAUCCGGGACGUGCACAUGGGCGCCGUGACAAACGACCUGGCCCUCUUCCAGAUGCGCAGCGCCGACCCGGUGCCCGUGCAAAUCCUCGCCAGCAAGGACCAGAACGGCCUCACACCGCUGCACAAGGCGGCGGGCCUGGGCCACGAGCGCAUCGUGGACGACGUGCUGGAGCGGCUGCCCACGGCGGUCAGCAGCGCCGAUCACGAGGGCCGGCAGCCGCUGCACUACGCGGCCGCGCUGCGCGACGGCGGCGCCAUGUACGGUCGCCUCGUCGCCGCCGGCGCCGACGAGCAGGCGCUCGACAACCGCGGCCGCCCCGCUGCCUGGUACCGGGCCCACCCGGGCGAGCUAGACGCCAAGCUGCUGUCUGUCAUCCCAGAGGCUCCGAGGACGGCGUCCGUGGUGCCGCCCGGCUGGGACUGGCGCAUCGCGGGGGGCGGCGCGGGGGCGCCGGCGGGGGUGGCGGCGGCGGUCGCCGCUUCAGAGGCGCCCACCGCACCCGUCUCGCAGGUCACCACUCCCGUCUCGCCCAAGAGCAAAGACAGCGAUACAGAGCCGUCGCAGGAAGUGGCAUCGGAAGAACAGGUGAAGGCACCAGAAAUUAAGAAAGCAGCAGAGGGGCAGACGCCGGAAGAUGAAGUGGACGAAGGCGUAGGCGAAGAAGGCGACAAUGGAGAUGACGAAAGUGGUAGUGGGGGCAGAGACAGCGCACAGGCGGAACAGGAGGAGGAGCAGCAGAAGGGAGAGAUUGAAAAGGAAGCGGCCGAGGAGAGCUCUGGCAUAGGAGAGGGGGAACUGGCAACCGAACCGGAAAGCAGUCCGGAUGAAACUGUGGGAAUGGAGAAUGGAGAAGAGGAAGGAGAAGAGAAUGAGGGACCGACGGUUAGUAACGAGGAAAAAGGGGGCGACGGUGUCGACGAAGAGACUGGAGAAGGCACAGACAGAGAUGCAAGCAACGAGGACAACAGGGAUGAGGCGGAAACGGAAGAGGACGGGCAGAAGGGAGAGGAAGUGGAGAGGGAGGCGGCGGAGAGGGAGGAGGCGGAAAGGGAGGAGAAGGAACGGCAAGAGGCGGAGCGGCAGAUGCAGCUGGAGCGAGAACGCGAACUGGAGAGGGCCCUGGAUGAGCGGAGCAGGCGGCAGCGCAGCCAAGAGGUGAGCAAUGAAGACCUGGCAGAAACCAAAGAACAGCUGGGCGAUGAAGACGGCGGUAAAGAAGGCGGCGAAGAUGGCAGCGAAGAAGGUGGCGAAGAAGAUGAGAAAAAAGGUGGUGAAGAGGGCGGUGAAGAGGCCGGCGAAGCAGGUGAUGAGCCCGAGUCCAACGGCGACCACGAGAACGGCGUGGGCGAAGAACAGCCCGUGGCCGAGGGUGUGGUCACUGGAGAGGGGGCGGGCCAUGACGUGCAGCAGGGACAGGCCGACGUCUGGGUGCGCAGCGAGGAGGAAGACGAGGGCGAGCAAGCGGACGACGAAGACGCGGCAGGGGAGGAGGAGCAGCAAGACGCGGAGCAAGAGAAACCAGAGGACACUGAGCAGGCGGGAGACGAGGAGGUGUCGAGGCUGGUGGCGGCUGGCGACGUCGACCAGCUGGCGGCCAUGGUGCUCAGCGGCGACGGCGCCCGGCUGGCGGGGCUGCGCGCGCACCACCCCGACGUCCAGGCCUUCCUCGACAACGUGCCCGCCUACAUGGACAAGAUCGCAGCGGUGCACGCGGCCGCGCGCGCGGGCAGCGUGCGCGAGCUGCAGGCGGCUCUGGACCGGCGGCGCUUCGCGGUGGCGCGAGACGCCGGCUGCGCGGCGAGGCCGACGCCGCUGCACGCGGCCGUGCUGCUGGGACACACCGACGUCGUGCGCUACCUGGGCGCGCGCUUCCCGGAGACGCUGGCCGCCACCGACGCGCGCGGCCGCACGCCGCUCCACUACGCAGCCUGCCUCGCCGACAACGGCCACUACUACCACCUGCUGACCGCCCUCGGCGCCCGCGCAGAUGCUCUCGACCAGGACGGCCACACGCCAGAGUACUACCUCCAGCAUCCGGAUGAGCUGUCGCACCGGCAGCUGCUGCAGGACAUAGGAGCCGAUGAGACAGUGGCCGACAACCUUGUUGACAAAGUGGGCAGUCCCGACCGCGUGAGCUCGCGGCGCGACCUGGAGGAGGAGACGGCGCGCGCGCUGCUGCGCUGCUACCAGCAGCUGGACGUGGCGCUGGCCGCGCGCAGACACCUGCCGCCGCAGCGCUUCCAGCAGCUGAGCCGGCGUCAGACGCGCCGCGACCACUGCCUCCUCGACGUCAUCUGGCCCGCCGCGCGCCGCGACGCCGCCGUCACGGCCGCCGCCGCCGCCGGGAACGGUCCGCCUCCCGACCCCGACCAGCUGGACGAAGCCGUCUACCUGUGCGGCGGCGCGCUCGCUCCGGACGCCGAGUCUUACGCCGUGUUCGCGGAGCUGAUGGUACCCCUCGCGUGCGAACUCCACGUAUUGGCCGGACCUCACCAGGUGCCCGCAGACCAUCCCCCUUCUUCGUUCCGUAGCGACCGAGACCUCCGAGAGGGAGACGACGCCCUACUCACGCUCCCGGACGUCGACUCUUCCGGCAAGUGCGUGCGAGACUGCACCGGGGAGGUCUGUCGAAACCUGGACGGGUUGCCCCUGCCUCUCGGUAUGACGCUGUCGGAGCUGGAAAUGGUCGAGCGUAAAUUUCUGAACGAGCUGGAGGGCGGUGCCCUGGAGGGAGGCGACGUUUCGGACGGCAUCUACGUCACUCUACAAGACGUGCUCGACGGGAGGGGUGACCUUCUGGCACGGCUCCGCGCCGAGGGACUGGCCAUUCCGCUGCCGCCGGCGCAGACUGUGGGCUCCGCCAGUCUGAUCAACGGACCGCACUGGCCGCACGGGCGCGGCGUCUUCCUCAGCGCCGACGGCGAGGCGGCCGUCUGGCUGAACGUGCAGGAGCACCUGCGGGUGGUGGUGCGCGCGCGCAGGCCGGCCGACUGCGCGGCGCGGCUGGAGCGCGCGCUCGCGCGGCUGUCGGCGGCCGCGUCCGACGGCUUCGCGCGCGACCGCCGGCUGGGCUUCGUGGCGGCGCGGCCGUGCGCGCUCGGCUGCGCGCUGACCCUGACCGCGCGCGCGCGCCUCCCGCGGCUGUCGCGCGACCAGCGCGCGCUGCGCCGGCUGUGCGCGGCGCGCGGCCUGCGCGUGGGGACCGCCGGGCCGGCCCACGCGCCGCCGCUGCUGCUGCUCUCUGCACGCCGCCUACUCGGCGUCGACGAGAGCGCAGCUGCCGAGGAGUUCUGCACGGCGGUCGCCAACGUCGUCCAACUGGAGCAGACGGCAGCCGCUUCGGAAGGUUUCUUUGGUGGCAUAUUUAAGAAAAAGUGA